UCAAAAGAACAAUCAAAAGAGCGAAGGCAAAAAAGGUCAAAUGAGCGAAGGUGAAAAUAGCCAAAAGAACAAUCAAAAGAGCGAAGGUGAAAAUAGUCAAAAGAACAAUCAAAAGAGCGAAGGCAAAAAAGGUCAAAUGAGCGAAGGUGAAAAUAGUCAAAAGAGCAGUCAAAAGAGCGAAGGUGAAAACAGUCAAAAGAGCAGUCAAAAGAGCGAAGGUGAAAACAGUCAAAAGAGCAGUCAAAAGAGCGAAGGUGGAAACAGUCAAAAGAACAGUCAAAGUAGCAGUUAUACAGGACAAUCUAAAGCAGCAUAA
Dentiscutata erythropus is the source of this 316-nucleotide messenger RNA. The record is from the annotation of a GenBank genome assembly. Lineage: Eukaryota; Fungi; Glomeromycota; Glomeromycetes; Diversisporales; Gigasporaceae.